AUGCCUGCUGUCAACACAAUGGCCAUUCGUCAAGUCAUAUUUCUAUUUCUCGGAUUAAUUUGUGGUUUCCAUGUUACGCUGUUUGUUCGCCAGAAUCAAUGCCAUUUAACUUACAAACGGAACUCGCGACCAAGGACUCAAGGACAAGAACUUGGCAACCGCAAUUUCUUAUUCGUUGGUGUCAUAACAGCAGAGCAGUUAGUAAAAACUCGAGCAAAGGCUGUGUAUGAUACUUGGGGCAAACAUAUUCCUGGUAAAUUGACCUUUUUUUCUAGCGGUGACGCAGGAAAAGAGAUCGGACUGCCAGUCGUGAGAUUACCGGGCGUCGAUGAUACAUAUCCUCCGCUGAAAAAAUCCUUGAUGAUGAUUAAAUACAUGCACGAUUUCCAUGUGGAUGACUAUGAGUGGUUCAUGCGAGCGGAUGAUGAUGUUUAUGUUCGAAACGAUAAGUUAAUUCGCUUCUUACAGUCAUUAAACAGUUCGGAUGAUAUUCACCUAGGGCACGCUGGCACAGGUGCGAAGGAAGAAAUGGGAAUGUUGAGUAUGGAACCAGGUGAUAACUACUGUAUUGGUGGACCUGGAGUUAUAUUGAGUAGAAGCGUUUUGAAAAAGGUGGCACCACAUUUGGAGUACUGUCUAGAAACAGCACCAACAUCACAUGAGGACAUUGAGGUUGGACGCUGCAUACAGCGUUACACAGGAAUUCCUUGCACUUGGGCCCUCGAGGUAAGUUCAAUGAUCCGGCGACUCUAACAAACUUAAUAAGUUUCGCCAAUGCUUACAUUCAGUUGUAGCUUACAUAACGUUGUAUCAUUGCAUAGGAACUUUGCAAAAACAAUUAACGAGAAAUUGUUAUUCAGAAUAGUCAGAAUAGACUUAUACAAAUUGCCAAAUUCAUGCUAAGCUGAGGCUGGUCUUCAAUCAGAAAUCAUAGUCAUACUUCAUACAUUUUAUAACUAGUGAAGUAGCCUAGCAACAAAAAGAGGACAACUGAAUUCUUGUAACUUCUUAUUUAUCGCAAUCUGAUUGGCUUGAUUUCAUAUAGCGUUUACUACUUACUUCCCAGCAGUAUUUCGAGCGCGCGAAGAAGUGUUGCGCGCCGACCUGUCUCUCGUAGACGAUAUUGUUAACCCAAGUCUUAGACGCAUACAGUUUCAAAUAUUCGCUCCUACUUCGUUGAAUAAUUGUUUAAUUAUACACUAAGCAUCUCUAAGUCUGUAUCUUUUGAUAUGAAUGCCUCAUAGUUGAUUAGUUAGACCCGCAUCAGGUUUGAUUUGUCAUAAUAUUUUUCAAACUCUUUUUCAGAUGCGCAAUCUUUUCUUUCACCACUACACAGAGAAAGGGAAGGUUUUCCAUGGUAAAUUGGACACGAGGAGUAUUAAGGAGGCCAUCACCCUUCACCCUAUCAAACAACCGGAAUAUAUGCACCGCUUACAUGUACACUUUAUGAACUCAAAAAUUGAACAUCUCCAACAUAAAGCCGUUGAACUUCAGAGGAUUUUAAGGAAUAUGGAUCGACUGAUACAGGCAGACGGAAAAAGGUUCGUUCCUCAGGAAAAAAACAGUCUUCAGAACAUUAAAGAUUUUCAUCAUCAACUGGCCAAAAACUACUCUGAACAAUGGGACAUGUUUACUGCUAACUCGUACUACUUUGAUGUUAAGUUACGAUCCCCUGGGACUGGCAUUCGUGGAGCAUUAAAAAUCGAAUUAACGCAUUUACUGGAAAGCACAACUGACCAGUUAAAAGAAGAGUCCCGAAGGACUUCCCACGCUGGAAAUAAAAAUGUUCAUAAAAUAAAAUAUGGUUACCGACGUGUCCACCCCAUCUACGGCGUUCAGUAUGUCUUGCAACUUACAGUUAAAACGCAGAGAAAAAUCCGUGAUGAUAAACUUAAAAAAACUAGGACAAUUUCUACUCUCAAUGACAGAGUGUUUCACAGCCAACGGCCAUUGGGUAACGUGCUGUAUAGAGCUGAACCCGGUUACGACAUGACUCCUUAUGUACACUUCCUUGUUCCUUUGGAAGGACGCUUAGAAACGUUUCGUCGCUUCAUGAAUAACUUUGAGCAGGUCUGUCUCAAACCGUUACUAAGAGUAAAGCUUUUAGUGGCAUAUUCGUCGUCCGUUUCUUCCCCAGACGAACACAAGGCCGUAUUAAAGGAAUAUCAAGAUAAAUAUCCCUUGGCGGGACUUACUUGGCUCGAUGUCCCGGGUAACUUUUCCCGCGGGAUAGCAAUGACGCUCGCAGCAGAUCAAUAUGAAAAAACAGCUUUGUUGUUCUUAUGUGACGUUGAUUUGAUAUUCAGCAAAGAGUUUAUUGACCGGUGCCGAAUGAACACAGCUCUUGGAAAACAAGUUUUUUACCCAAUAAUGUACAGCCAGUUUGAUCCCAAGUUAUCGCACACUCGUAACAACAAACCUGACAAGUAUUACAACAUAAAUGAAGGUGGAGGAAUUUGGAGGACAUACUCGUACGGACCUGCUUGUAUGUAUGGUCAAGAUUUGCACGCUGUUGGAGGUUUCGAUACCAGCAUCAAAGGCUGGGGAUGGGAAGAUGUUGAUUUAUAUCAAAAAUUUAUCAAUCAUACAGAGUAUGAGGUGUUAAGAGCAGCCGAUCCCGGACUUAUUCAUGUUUAUCAUCCGGUAAACUGUGAUCCAAAUCUACCGGAUCGUCAAAUGACUCUGUGUCAAGGAUCAAAAGCAUCUGGAAUAGCCAAUCAAAAGGAAUUAUUAGAGGCUAUGCUUUCAGUAUCUACACAAAAACACAACGGUAACAAUAGCUAA
Porites evermanni is the source of this 2784-nucleotide messenger RNA. The record is from the annotation of a GenBank genome assembly. Lineage: Eukaryota; Metazoa; Cnidaria; Anthozoa; Scleractinia; Poritidae.